Molecule: messenger RNA, 4255 nt
Organism: Nerophis ophidion (straightnose pipefish)
Lineage: Eukaryota; Metazoa; Chordata; Actinopteri; Syngnathiformes; Syngnathidae
Gene: wipi1
Product: WD repeat domain, phosphoinositide interacting 1
Exons: 12
Coding region: 356-1681 (441 amino acids)
Biological process (GO): protein lipidation; autophagy of mitochondrion; protein localization to phagophore assembly site
Cellular component (GO): phagophore assembly site membrane; extrinsic component of membrane; cytosol
Molecular function (GO): protein binding; phosphatidylinositol-3-phosphate binding; phosphatidylinositol-3,5-bisphosphate binding
Source: RefSeq, a predicted model, not a curated record
CCGCCAAUUGCAGCGCACAUUCGAGUGACACUUCCUCCCAUCAGCUGUUAUUGUUUUGCUGUAUGAACAGUGGACGUUAAUGUCAUAAUAGCAGUAACGGUGUUGUUGGGCGAACGUGAACCCACUUGGUGGACGGUUGUUAUCGUCGAUUUUGUCAUUUAGGCACCGUUUGCUCGCCCCCGCCUUUGCGUAUCACCCGGGUUCGUCAGUCCGGACAUUCUUCUCCCUGAGCACUGUGAGCGUGGCGUUUGGAGUCGGGGCAGCGGGAGGAGGGGAAGCGGGGCCCGGCGGGGAUCGACCCGAGCCCAAGGCCUCUGAGGUCGGCCAGCGAGAGGACAGGAAACUGGCGGCCCAGAUGGACUCCCAGGGCGAAGUGGACGGCGCCCCUGAGAUGCUGCGAGGCUUCAUUUGUGCCUCCUUCAACCAGGACACCACUUCCCUGUCAGUGGGCACCAAGACUGGCUACCGUCUCUUCUCUGUCACCGCUGUGGACAAACUGGACUGCAUCCACGAAGGAGUGGAGUGUCCCGAUGUGUGCAUCGUGGAGCGGCUGUUCUCCAGCAGCCUGGUGGUGGUGGUGAGCCAAUCCAUGCCGCGGCGAAUGAACGUCUAUCACUUUAAGAAAGGUACUGAGAUUUGCAACUACAGCUAUACCAACAACAUCCUCUCCGUCAGGCUCAAUCGACAGCGGCUGGUGGUGUGUUUGGAGGAGUCCAUUUACAUCCACAACAUCAAAGACAUGAAGUUACUCAAGACCUUGCUCAACACCCCCACCAAUCCUUCAGGUCUCUGUGCCCUGUCUGUCAACCAUGGUAACUCCUAUUUGGCAUACCCUGGCAGUGCUACCAUUGGAGAGAUUACUGUGUAUGACGCAAACAACCUGAGCACUGUGACGCUGAUCCAGGCCCAUGCCAGUCCCCUGGCGGCCCUCACAUUCAACGGCUCUGGCACCAAACUGGCCAGCGCUUCAGAGAAGGGCACUGUUAUCAGGGUAUUCAGCAUUCCUGAAGGACUGAGGAUGUUUGAAUUCCGGCGAGGGAUGAAGAGAUAUGUCAGCAUUAGUUCGCUGUCCUUCAGCGCUGAUGCCCAGUUCCUGUGUGCCUCCAGCAACACUGAGACGGUCCAUAUCUUCAAACUAGAGCAAAACAGCCCGAGUCAAGAGGAGGAGUCUCCCACAUGGUCUGCAUAUGUCGGCAAAAUGUUCACAGCUGCCAGCACCUACUUGCCGGCUCAGGUGUCCGACAUGAUGCAUCAGGACAGAGCCUUCGCCACCGUGCGGCUUAACAUGUUCGGCUUGAAGAACAUCUGUGCCCUGGCCACGAUUCAGAAGCUGCCUCGCCUGCUGGUGGCGUCAUCCGACGGGUAUCUUUACAUCUAUAAUGUGGAUCCACAGGAUGGAGGUGAAUGCGUGCUGGUCCAAAAACACAGGUUGUUUGAUGACAGCGAGGAGCAGGUGGGAGAGACGGAAGAGGAGACAUCAGGGGAGGUUUCCAACCAACCGGUCAGUCAAUCAUACGCUGCCACUGUGGCGCUCCCAUCAAGCCCGCCCACCUCCACCACACUCGUGGGAUACUCCGAGGAUGGUGGAGCCCAGAAGGGGGAGGUCUUCCCCGAGCAUGAGUUUGCAGAAGGCCCCGUGUGUCUGGAUGAUGAAAAUGAAUUCCCCCCAGUCAGCAACUAAAUUAACUGUCAAAGCCCCACCCGUCUCCUUGUAUCCCUGACUGAAUGGACAAAAGUCCCUUCUCACAUACUGUCACACAUACCCCUGCAGGUCGAGGGUCAUAUCCUACCGGAAUGUUACACUCUGGUCUUUCUGGAUUCUGUGUAGCUCAAUAAAUACAUGACCUGAGAGUGCAAAGUUCACUCAUUAGGAACAUCUCAUGAUGAAAAAUCCCCUACACUGAUAGAACAAUAGUGAAGGUGAUGUAUGUUACUUCAUUGAUUCUCAAGAGCGAACCAGCAUUUGUAGGUUGGCGAGGGUCACAUUAGGCCUGGUACAUCGCCAUGGUAACUUGUUUUGUUGACUUAAACCAGGUACAUUUGAGAUAACCAAUCAAACAUGACACGAGCAAUGCGUAUUGACUCGGUCAACAUUCCCUAAAGAACCUACUGACCUUUUAUGUCACUGUUUGUGCUAAUGUACUGAGUAUUAGGGCCACACAGAACAAUACAUGCAAAUGUCAUUUACUUACAACCAUAAAGUAGAAUUAUUUUUUUAGCAGAAAGUAUGGUUUAGUAGUUAAUUAAGUUCCAAUACUGAGGACAAUGGUCAUAAUUUUUAGAAAGAAAAGUCAUAAUAUCUGGAGAAUAGUCUUAAUUUUCACACAAAAAAGGUUUACGAUUGCAAAAAUAGUCCUAACUUUAAGUGGAAAAAGUAGUCAUUUUACUAGUAAAAAUAUAAUAAUUUCAAAAGAAAAGUUUGAAAAAAAAGCCAUAAUUUUACUAGAAAAAAAGUAUUAAAUUGAUAGAAAUAAAGUCAUAAUAUGAUUUUUCCACAGCAGUUAUGUAUUGUGAGGACAAAGUUAAAAUUUUAUCAGGAAAAAAGUAAUCAUUUUGUGAGAAUAAAAUCAUAAUAUUGUGAGAGGAAAAGUAAUCAUGUGGUCAAAACGAUUUUUAAUCUAUAUAUUAUGAAAAUAUUUCAAGAAUAAACUUGGAUUUUUAAGUGGAAAAAGUAGUCAUUUUACAAGAAAAAUACGAAUAAUUUUACAAAAAAUGUAAGAACAGAGACACAAUUGUAUUAGAAAAAACAAGUAUUUGAUUGGAAUAAAGUUGUAAUAUUAAGAGAAUGCAAUUAUUUCUGACAGCAAUGACAUAUAGUGAGGACAGAGUUGUAAUUUUAUCAGGAAAAAGUAAUAAUUUUGUGAGAAUAAAAUCCUCACAUUGUGAGAGGAAAGUAAUAUUUUGACCAGAAUUUUUUUUUCUGUUAUGAAAAUAUUGCAAGAACAAAGCUGAAAUUUUAAGUGGAAAAAGUAUUCAUUUAACAAAAAAAAAAGAAUAAUUUCAGAAAAAUAAUGUGAAAACAAAGCAUGAAUUUACUAGAAAAAAAAUAUUACUUUCAUUAUAGUCGUAAUAUUAAUACAUUAUGAUUUUCUGACAGCGAUGACCAACGUAUUGUGAAGAAAAAGUUAGAAUUGUAUUAAUAAAAUUACCUUGUGAAUAUAGUCAUACUGUGAGGAAAGUAAUAUUUUGACCAGAAUUCUGAAAUAUUGCAAGAAUAAAGUCGUGAUUUUACGCGAAAAAAUUGCUAAUUAAUGACAAUAUUGCAAGACUAAAGUUGGCCUUUACAAAGUCACGAGAAUGAGCUUGUACACCUUAUCUUGCAUCAAAUUUUAGUUUAGUGAGUUACAUGUUCCCAUAAAUAUUCUAAUUACCAUUGUUUUUCCUUUCGUGUGGCCUUAAUACUCCUGUAAUUAUGAGUAGACUUGCAGUAUCUUGAAAGUACUUUCAAAAUAAGAAGUAGUACUAAGAGGUGAAACGGCUCCUACUUGAAAUGUAAACGUCAUACUCGUAGCUUCUUGAAGUCUUUGACGUCAUACAGUAUACAUACUUUUCUAAAGCGCAUAUCUUGACCAAUGCUAGUUAAUUAGCAGGCCUAUUCUAUACCUUACAGCACAAACGUUGGGAAAAUGAGCUUUUUGUGUAAUCCUGAUGAAAACAAACCAAAGGGAGCGGGUGAAAAACCUCAGUGGUGGUUAUUCAUCUCAAACUGAGAUGUCUUGUUUUUUUUAUAUUUCUGCGCAGAAGGCUCCUUGCGAAGAAUGCAGUUCAAAUCUACUGUGCGGGCAUUUUUUAAAAUUCUAUUUAAAUAAACAUUACUGUGUAUGUUUUAGUCGCCAUCACCUCAAAAUACAAGUAUUCCACACAGGAGAGCAUUUAAAUCUAACAAGUUUGAAGUAUGAGGAUGCAGCUGUGCUACUAAUUGUAUUAACUUAGAUAUCAGGAUGUGAGACGAGUGAAGGAGCCAGUGGAUAUAAAUGGGAAUCCGAUGAAGUGAUAAGUCCUUGAAUUUCAGACUAUUUGCGACACGAUGCUGAAUAUGUUAAGUCAUGUUUAUUUUUACUACGUGGGUAAAAGUAUUAAACGCAAACUGACAGUGAAUAGCUAUAUUUUGAAGAUUUUUUUUUUUUUACUAUGUGUAAAAUGUGUAUAUAACAUAUGUAACACCAUAAUUAUGCCAAAAGGUGGCGCCCUUAGGACACCUUACACUACAUUGCAUUGUACCAUACUGACAAUAAAGAAUAGGGAAAAAAAGGUU